GGAAGCAGAUGGGAGUCAGCAGAACACGAUGGGAGGGCCUGCGCCAACAGUGCGUGCAGUUCGCGGGGACACUAAGAACCCAAUGCUGAAGUGGGAGAUGCAAAACAGUGUGGGCAGGCGAACGUUCGGCACAGGGUUUGGACAGUACUGUCAAGACGACAUGAGUUUCGGUAUCAUCAGCAAGGCGAAAGUCGUCAAUGGUGGUAGUUCGCCAACUUCUAACAAUACCAAAAACAGCGCAACGACUGGAGGAGCUUCUCCUACAUCAAUUAAAUCCCGGCUCAUGGAUGAGUUAUGUUCGUCCACGCUACCUGCGCGACCUAAUGCCUUACCCUGGAAAAUCUGGAAGCCGAUUAGCCAAGACACGCCACGCAAAGCACAAGCUUACGUCGACGCACAGAGUCCGAAGACAGGCUUGACGCAUAUCUUAGAAGGAAGGCCUGUAAAGAUCUCGCUUGCGCGGGAAGCUGGUCGUGGAGCAUCCACUACAGAGGCAACCGCACCAACCUCGGACAACAACAAGUUUGAACCUCUCAGCAACAUGCCCUCACCUCUGAUAGAUGAACAAUUCAUGGCCAUCCAUGAGGAAUUGGCCAGUCGCGACCGUGGACAUAACUCUAGAGCAUCGACGCUGGCGAAAAAUAUGCCAGGAACGAACGCAUCUGCGGGUACCUUGGUUCCAGCGCCAAAGAUUCAGAGGACCGACAGCGCAAGCAGUAGUGCUUCGACUGCUGCAAGUGCAAAUGUAGUUGCAGCUAGCACACCUCCUGGUGAACUACAAGGACAACGGCAUCUAGCUACUUCCAACUCAGUCUUCGAGAUCUUUCUCUCAGGCGACCAUUCAGAUCACCGCACUGGUGGCGCACAAUCGCGACCUCGACCGGGAACUUACAUUGCUGCACCCAUGUUGCAUUUGCGGGACCACGGAAUUCCGAAGUAUGAGGAAGGGAAAGGGAGCUCAGCACUGAUUCCAAAAGAUCCAAUUCCCCCAACUGCGGAAGGAAGUCCAGAGAUGCUGUCUAGAAAUCAGUCAUUGUAUGAAUGCUUGAUGCACCAACAAAAGUCGGUAGAUGAACACAGUGGAGGGGACGUACUCCAUCAACACAGCACCGCUACUAGCACGAUUUUUAGAAACAACACGUCUGUGACGCGAUCAUUGAGUCCACAAGGACUGCAAUAUCAGUUGUCACGUGGAGACAGUCGAGGACGAAGUCGGGGCCGAUCUACCAGAGCUUUCAGUGCGGAUCCAAGGAAGCGUUCCUUGAGUCCUCUCUUGACUCGCAUUGAAGAAUAUUACCGUUUCGCAAUCGGCACAAGCUACCGACAGGAAGACAUUUCUUCUCUUCCUCGC
This is a messenger RNA of Amoebophrya sp. A25, 1351 nucleotides long. NCBI's taxonomy places the organism in Eukaryota, Dinophyceae, Syndiniales, Amoebophryaceae. The record is from the annotation of a GenBank genome assembly.